Messenger RNA from Nothobranchius furzeri (turquoise killifish), 11864 nucleotides. It is a transcript of the gene cspg4ba, whose product is annotated as chondroitin sulfate proteoglycan 4ba. NCBI's taxonomy places the organism in Eukaryota, Metazoa, Chordata, Actinopteri, Cyprinodontiformes, Nothobranchiidae. Gene Ontology annotation, biological process: anatomical structure morphogenesis. The record is from RefSeq and is a predicted model, not a curated record.
ACUGGUGGGGAUGAGCUACGAUGUAGCCACAGCUGCCCUGGGGUAGGGAUGCCAGUAUUGGUAUCAGCACCAAUACGAUACCAAUACCAGUGUCGGUAUCGGUAAAAGUUAACCGAUACCAGGAACCGAUACCAAUGCAGUUGCUUGAAAAUGGCUUCACUGUAACUUGUCAUUUCUGUUCACCUAAUAUUUUAGUUUUGUGAUGAUUUCUAUUCAUAUAUUUUACUUUUUUAUCUACCUCACAGUCUUUUCCUGUUGAAAGCAGAGAAGAAAAUAAAAUCUGUAUUCCAAAUCAUUGCCCUUUUUUGUAUGGUAGAAGUAUCGGUAUUGGUAAUCGGUAUCGGCGAGUACUCAGAUCCAAGUAUCGGUAUCGUAUCGGUUUGGAAAAAAGUGGUAUCGUUGCAUCCCUACCCUGGGGCGCACUGACAGAGGCGAGGCUGCCGAGCACCGGCGCCACCGACCACCACCAGCAGAAAAUGACAGCGACAGAGUGAGCGGGGCUCGAACCUGCAUCCUUCCGAUUACGAGGCGAGCGCCUAACUCCUGUGCCUCUGUCGCCCCGGUGAAAUUGUAAUAAUGAAUUAAAUAGGCAAAAGGCUGAAUCAGCUUAGGAGCAGUAAUUUUAAAUAAAAACAUGUAAGUUAAUGGAAUAAAAUACAUUCUCCAAGGAGAAAUCUUAAUGAAGAUUGCUAAGAUUUUUCAUGACUUUGCUUCUGGAAAAAAAUCUUAAAAUUUAAAUAUCUCUUGGUAACAAACAACAAAAAGCAACUGAAAAAAGCCCUACGCUACAUGUAAGGUACAAAGGCACAAUGUUCUUAUAAUAAAAUUUUGGUCAAUCAAUGUUGUGCACAAAAACACUUUUUUACAAAACCUUUUGUAGAAAUUAUGCUUGACUGUUUUAAUUUUACGACACCACUGAGAGAUUUGUUUUACAUUCAGUGUUCUGCAAGGUUAUAAAAUGUUUGGCCCCAGGGCAUAGACGUAUUAACGAUCCCACGUAUUCCCUAGGAAUGUAUUGCUCCGACCGACAAGCCAGUCCCACAAACCUCAACUUUUAACUUUGUUUCUCAUUUUUGCUCAUUUACAUUUCUUGGUGGUUGUUAAGAAACAAAUUUCAGCUCAUAUUUCAAUAAUUAUGUUUUGUUUUAUAUUCAAAAGCAGUUUUCUUUAUUUUUACUAGAAUAACAAAAUUGUUGUUAGUGCCACCAAAGGAGCCCUUUAUUAAUCCAAUCUUCUCCCAAUCAGCAGGAUUUUUAUGCAUACUUUUAUGAAUAAGAAAAAUGCAAUUUUGGGUUUUUGUCAUCAGAUCAGUGUUUCGUCCAUUUAAAGCUCAGAAGUUCUGUAAUUUAUCAAACUAAAUGUCAUUUUUCAGUUUGUGGUGUUUUUCAAAUAGACUAAACUUCACAAUAAAACUCCUCAUAUUCAGAGGAACAGGGAACCGGAAGUUUGGGAAAAUGCAAUCAUCUCACAGAUUUACAAUAAGAGCUACGGUUGUAAAACUGGAAAAAAAAACUAUGAAAUAAAUCGGGUGCAACCGUUGUUUACAAUUGAGAGCACUAACAAAUUCCUACAGUUUUUCCCUGCAUGUCUCAUCAGCUUUUAUUUUGAAAAAUUGGAAAGCGAACGCGCACGAGGUGGAGUUGGAGGGGUUCUGCUGGGCUGUACACACACACAUACACACACACACACACACACUUUCUCACUGUUGUUUCCGAUUCGCUGGUCUACUGGACGGCACCGAAGCAUGGAAAAGUAAGACUAGCUGGUAAAAAUGUAACCGGACGUUCCGUUAAACGUUUCGACCGAAACAAAAGAUGGAGUCUGCUGGGAGCAGAACGGAGAAGUUGUGGCUCCGGUCUCUUCUUUGGUGGUCGCUGCUGCUCCAACUAGCAUCAGGAGCUUCCUUUUAUGGCGAUGGCUUCGUACAACUCAAGGCCACAGAGUCGUCCGACCAUAACGUUCUCCGCGUUCGCUUCAGAACCUCCAGCACCAACGGCCUUCUGUUUCUCGCCGCUGGCGAGGCCAACUACUUCCUGCUAGAGCUCCACGCCAGUCGCCUGCAGGUGAAACUGGACCUUGGAUCAGGGGAGCAAGUGUUGGAAUCAGAUAGAAGCAUCCAGUUCAACGAUUUGGCCUGGCACUCUGUUGAAGUCAAACACGUGUCAUUAAAUGUCACUCUGACUGUGGACAAAAACUCACACACAAGCGUCAAGAUCCCCGGGCCCCAUCACAGUCUCAACAUUGUGGAUGGUCUUUAUGUUGGAGGCUCAGGUGGCUUAGACAAAAUGUACCUACCUAGAAACCUAAACGGUUUCCGAGGCUGCAUGGACGAGGCAGUCUUCAACGAACAUGACUUGCUGUCAUCAUUGAGGUCGUACACCGGGUACAAAAACGUCUAUGAAGUGUCGUUGGGCUGCAGUCCACAGUUCUUUGCCACUGAAGAAGAUGCUAUCAGUUUUUUCAGUUCCAGAGCGUAUGUUUCUGUUCCAACCUGGACAAUCCAUCAAGAGGCCACAUUUCAGUGUGUUGUGCACACUUCUGCCAAAGAAGGGAUUCUUCUCUACAGUUCAGCCAGAGAGGGAGGGUUUGUGGCUCUGGAAAUUCAAGAAGGAUUGCCAGUGGCUGUUGUUGGGAAAGGUGGAGUCAAAACCGAACUGCGUUCACAAACGUUUAUUGAUGACAAAAAAUGGCAUUCUGUCAAGCUGCAUUUUAGUUCCAAAAGCCUUGAGCUAACAGUUGAUGGGGAGAUAGUGAAAAGCAGCAUUAGCUCUCAUUUAAAGAGACUUCAUCUUAAAGGUCAUCUUUUUGUUGGCGGCAUCGAUGACGGCACUAGGUCAGAAGUCAGAAAGUUGGGGCUUGCCUCUGUAUCGGGAAGACGUGUCAGAGGAGGUUCCUUCAAAGGAUGUUUGAAGAACAUUGAAGUGAACCGAGUUAAGAUGGGUCUUUCUCAUGCAGUGAUCACCAAAGAUGUUUCAGUUGGUUGUGAACCAGAGUCACAAACCCCUGCUAAUCCCACAAGUACAUCAAGACCCCUUCUUCAUUUGAUAACACCAACACCUUUCCUUUACAUGUCCACCCUUGCAGUUGGCUUGGACAGAAGAUAUGGCUCAGAUUUUGUUCAACUUAGAAACCUCGAGGUCCAAGAGGGUGGUCGCUCAUCUCUUGAAGCCAAACACAUAAAGGUUUUCUUAGACUUUAAGCAGCUUGGUGUUCGACAGUCUCAGAUAAUGUUCAGAAUUCAAGAGCAGCCUAUUAGAGGUCAGAUAAGGCUGGAUGUUGAUCAGGAGCAAGAGGAGAACACCUUCAGCAUGCUGGAUCUUUGGCAUGGAAGAGUGAUGUACGUCCAUGGAGGCUCUGAGGAACCCGAUGACUUCUUCAUGUUUUCGAUAUUUUGUAGUAGCAGAAAGCAAGUUCCUGAUUAUUUGAAGAGCAGCAAGUUAUACCAAUUCAAUAUAACUGUGACACCCACCAAUGAUGCACCUGAACUAAGCCUUCCUGAAGGAAAUCUCUUUGUCCUGUUGGAGAACUCUAAGAAACUUCUCACCUCGGAUGUUUUGAAGGCCACAGACGUUGACAGCAACUACAGUGACCUUGUCUUCUCUGUGCUUGGGAAUCUUAAUGCCGAAGCAGGAUACUUAGAAAUGGAGAGUAACCCUGGAAAAGCCGUGACCUCAUUCUCAUAUGUAGACUUGGAAGAACUGAGGGUGUUCUAUGUUCACACAGGGGUGAGGAACUCAAGGAUAGUCCUCAGGGUUAGUGAUGGAGAAAAGGUCAGUAACACUGUGGUUUUAAGAGUCAUGGCUGUUGCACUGCAGUAUAGGAUUGCCACCAACACCGGGCUUGAGGUUGUUCAGGGUGAGACAGCUGUCAUCAGUUCGAAACAGUUGGCUGUGCAAACCAACGCUGUAAAGCAAGUAGUAGACAUCCGAUAUGAUGUCAUCGAACCCCCACAGUUUGGAGAGCUCCAGAGGCUUCACUCAAGCGGUGAAUGGAGGCACACCGAGUCAUUCUCACAGAAGCUUUUAGAAAAAGAGCGCCUUAGGUAUGUUAACACCUUUCAAGAUGUCCAGACUUCGAAUGUCACUGAUUAUUUUAAGUGUCGUGUUAAUGUGGCUGCAAGGGUCAACACUGAGAUAGUUUUCCCAAUUACUGUUCAGUGGAUAAAGUAUCAGUUGGUGAAGAAUGUUAUGAUGAACUUGGAUAAGGUAAGAAAAGUGAUGCUAAACUCAGAGUACCUUCUGGCCAGGGCCGAAGGCGUGGCACUUUCUGAUGAGAACCUUUAUUUCCGGGUUCUCACCACACCAAAGAAAGGGAAGCUCUUGCUUGAUGUCACAGUUCUGACAAAGAACUCAACAUUUAGCCAAAGAAAUCUGACAGAUAACAAAGUUCAUUAUGAGCUUGUUGACAGGCCUUAUGAGGACACAACUGACCGGUUUAAAUUUCAGCUGGUUUCAAAACAUGCCCAGUCAGAAAAUUAUGAUUUCCAGUUUUCCAUCAAAGCUGACGCCAACAGUGUGUUCAUAACAAAUAAAGGACUCGCUCUGAAGGAGGGAGAAAGCAAACUUAUCACCAAAGAAGAAUUGUUUGCAGAGACUUUGAGCACAGCGGACAUGUUCUACACAGUCAUAAGCAGCCCCAAGCAUGGAAGACUAGCUCGCAUUAGCCAGUCUAACUCUAAUGCUAGCUAUGACAACCUUUUAACCUUUACCAAUCAGGACAUAACGCAGGAGCGGUUAAUGUACAUCCAUGAUGACAGUGAAACAACUCAAGACGAGUUCACUUUCAUAGCCUCUACAAGCCAAGGAUUCAAGUCCUUCAUUGUCGAAGAUGAAAUUGGCUCCAAGGAAGGAACGUUCAACGUGUCUGUUCAGCUACUGAAUGACCAAAAGCCAAUACGAGUCAUCGAUAAAGUUUUCCACGUAGUAAAAGAUGGACAAAAGUUACUUACAAUGGAGGAUUUGUGUUAUCACGAUGCCGACUCCGACUAUAAUGACGGCCAGCUGAUCUACACUCGACGUGGAAUCCCGCUGGGAGACCUUGUUCUGGCUAAUGACACCAGUCAUCGGCUGUUUCAGUUCCGACAGCAGGAUUUAGAGGAAAGGCGAGUGUUAUUUAUUCACAAAGGUGCAAACACCGGCAGGUUUGUGUUCUUUGUCUCAGAUGGAAAACAUUUUGUAUCGAGCCUUUUAGAUGUCAGUGCUGAUGAGCCUUACUUGAAGGUCGCUAAUAACACCGGCCUGCUGGUUCAGAAAGGACGAUCUGUGACUAUUUCCACUAGAAACUUCACUGUUGGAUCAAAUUUGGACAUUAGAGAUGAUCAUGAGGUAAUUUUCAAGUUGGAUGAAGCUCCUAAGUUUGGAGCCGUUUAUCAUAAUGAAACAAGCGUGGAGUCCUUCACACUGGCUGACAUGAAAGACCAACUGAUCUCCUACAAGCACGGUGACAGCAGACAUCUAGCAGACCAUUUUUGCCUAACAGUGAAAACUAAAGGUCUUCAGGUUACAGAGAGAGUCGCUGUGAAAGUUUAUCUGGAAAGUCAUCAGAGACCACCCAUCGUGCAGCAUCGGGAGGCUUUAUUGGUGGAAGAAGGAAAACCAGUGAAGAUUGAUGAAACUAAACUGGAGGUCACACACGAGGACAACCUGCCAUCUGAGAUCGUGUUUGCAGUGAAGGUAUCCCCAUCUCAUGGCUUUCUCCGGCAUUUUGUCGAAGAGGAAGAGCGCUACAUCGGAACCAAACAGUCGCCUGUCAGGACGUUUACCCAAGCCGACGUUAACAGCGGGAACAUCCAAUACGUGCAGGUGGAGCCGAACCAAGUCAACGACACCUUUGUCCUCGAUGCCACCAAUGGAGUCACUGACGUCAGAGGCAUUCAAAUGUCUGUCGACAUCAUCCCACUCCUUAUUCCUCUUCACGUCACUAAUUUCACACUAAACGAGGGUGCCUCCAAGGCGCUGACCCAGGAUGUGCUCAAAGUAACCAACCGACACUUUUCUGGAGUCAACUUCUUUUAUAGCUUGACAGAGGUGCCGCAUCACGGUCACGUAGAGCACUCUCGACAUCCCGGUGUGCCUCUAACCACUUUCACCAGGAGACAGGUGGAACAUGAAUUUAUUUACUACGUCCACGACAGCAGCGAAAGCCUAGCUGACAAUUUCACAGUGGUGGCCAACGACACGGCCCUGAGGAAGCACAGUUCCGCCCGGACGGUUUACAUCGAGGUUACAGCUGUCAACGACGAGCCUCCUGUUAUUACAGCCAACAGGGUCCUCAGGGUUUGGGUGUCAUCGAUCACAGAAAUCAGACAGGAGGAUCUGAUGGUGCAGGACCUGGACACGCCCCAGGACGAGCUACACUUCAUGGUGACCCCUCCCAGCAAUGGACACCUGGCCCUGAAGAGCAACCCCAUGAAGGCUGUGCUGAACUUCACACAGGCCCACAUAGACCAGGGUCAGCUGCUGUUUGCUCACAAAGGUGCCUUGUCUGGUGGAUUCAGCUUCCAAGUCAAUGAUGGAGUGAAUUUUAGCCCUAGGCAGAUUUUUAGCAUCACAGCUAAGGCCUUAGUUCUCAGUUUGGAGAAGAACCGCCCACUCAAGGUGUUUCCAGGUUCUUCCAGACCAAUCACAAAUGAGGAUUUAGAAGCCGUGACCAACGAUGUCAGCAACAGCUCAACCCGGGUCGUUACGUUCAGCGUGGUUCGGCCUCCUAAGUUGGGGCGUCUGGUGAAGACACUGUCAGAUAACACAACGGAGGACAUCUCUACUUUCACACAAAGCAUGGUGGACAGAAGGGAAGUUGUUUACAUCCAAGCCCCCGUUGAGUCUGUGGGCUGGGAAGCCAUGGACUCGAUAACCUUUUCUGUUUCGUCACCGCCUGCUUCCUUAGAGAGUCAGACCUUCAAAAUAGACAUCUCUUAUGAAAACACGGGACCAGAACACAACACUGUUCUCCUCGCAAACACAGGUGCUGAGGUGGCAGAAGGUGAGAGUGUCGUCAUUGACGAGCACAAGCUGGACGCCUCUAACCUGAUGUCAAAGCUGCCGGCGCCACUGCGAAGCUCCCAUGAGGUCUGGUUUCAGGUGACAUCACUGCCUCAGCACGGCGUCAUCAUCGUCGGUGAGAGAAACCUCACCAAAGAGAAGCCCACCUUCUCCCAGUUCAUUCUGAACAAAUACGGCAUCACCUACCAGCACGACAACUCGGAGACAACUCAGGACUCCUUUGAGUUCAGCGCUUGGCUUUUUCCUGUAGGCAGAACUGCACGACGCCCUCAAGAUGAAAGGGAUGUUGUUGUGGAGCGCUUCAACAUCACAGUCACACCUGUGAAUGAUCAGCCACCUUUGCUCAAAGUUAAAACCCCAGGGCUCAACGUGGUCCAAGGAGAUCGAGUUGCACUUGGGCCAGAAAAUCUCAAAGUUGAAGAUUUGGACAAUUCUCCGGAGGAUAUUAGAUUUUCUGUGAUUAGCAAGCCAAGCAACGGUUACCUAGCUCUUGGAGGAAGGUUGAAUGAGUCAGUAGAGUUAUUUAGCCAAGCCCAGAUCAACAACAGAAGUGUUUAUUUUGUCCAUGAUGGAAGUUCUGUCUCAGGAGUGUUUUACUUCAGUGUCACAGACGGACACCACAAACCCAUAUACAAGUUAUUUAAUAUAGACGUGUCAGAGAUCACCAUCAAAAUGGUCAACUAUACUCAAGUGUCACUGCAACAAGGAAAGACCUCAGUUCCUCUGAGCCAGAACAACCUAGCUGCCGAGACAAACGGGAAAGAUGUCACCAUUUACUACGAAGUUACAAGGCCUCCAAACUUUGGCAAACUUCUGAUGGAAAACCAGGAGGUUACUCUAUUUAAACAGGAGGAUCUAAUAUCUGGAAGGCUGUUCUAUCAUAUGACCUCUCUUUCCUCCUCCGAGGACAGCUUUGGGUUCUCUGCCUUCACUUCAGAAGCUAAUCUUACCGGCCAAGUUCUCAACAUAACUGUCAGACCUUUGAUCCAGGUUGGCCGAGGUUUGAGAAUUCCCAACGGGAUUACCGUCAAGUUCAGCUCUAGCUUUUUAAAUGUCUCUGAAUUGGCUUACAUGAGCGACAGCGACCCUCUCUUUGAAGUCAUAUCCCAUCCUAAGUAUGGGAAAGUUGUUCAGACGAAACCUAAAAUGUCUAAGAGAGUUCGUCCAGUUGAAUCCUUCACAUUUCAGGAAGUGAUGCAGGAGGAAGUAGCGUUGGAGCUGAACGCCAACAUGACAGGAGUUGAGGAGCUGAAUGACUCUCUGGUGUUUGUGCUGAAAGCUGACAACAUCCAACCGGCUAAAGGGGAAUUCCACUUCACGAUUGUUCCGAAUGAUCCACUACUUUUUCCUACCUCAGAAAGUCCGGUCUUUACCACAUCACCCAUUCCUCUGACUCCAAUCAAGUCUUCGAGGAAUGUCAACGCUUCCCCUGUCCCGUCUACGGCUUUCCUCUCCACCCUGCAACCAAUUAAAAACCAACAUAAAUUUAAGGGACGCAACCGCUGGGGGAACUCGAACAGAACCAACUUUUUUGGUACGACUCUCAGCAAACCGUCACAAACCGAGGACUUCCCCUUUCUGAACACACCCGUUCGAGUUGAGUCCUUCCCUCAAAAGACCUCCAGUCCUCUCCUGAUCAUCCUGCCGCUAACGGCCCUGCUGCUGCUCAUUCUCAUUUUCGUAAUCCUGGUUGUCUUUUUUCGACAUCACAAACGAAGGAAGCACAGCCCUGCUUCGCUGCAGGAGCCUGCUGCUGGUUCUCCAGACAGUCCGAGUUACAACGACCAAACCCUGAGGAGCACCACAGUUCCCGGGGUCACCGUCACUCCUUUGAACCCCACCUGCCCCGCUAGCCCCGCCUUGGACAGGUUUUUGACCCAGAAUCAGAUCUCACCAUGUGACACAGUUGAUUCAAAUGUCCUGAUAAGUUCUUGGAGUAAUGGUUCCUCUUAUCCAUGUUCCCAAAUGAUUAGAGCUGCUGCCCCUCCCCUGCAAAAGAAUCAGUACUGGGUGUGAAAUAUCUCUGCAAUGACAACAGACAGCCUUGCAGCAACAUGUUAUUGUUUUUGUGUCACACACACAAGGCUGAAUGUGUCGAUGACAAUCAUUUUUACAGUUCAUUUGAUUUCCAUAGAUCUUCUCAAGUAGCCUGGCCUGCCAGACUCGCCCUCUCUCUGUUCUACACAGAGAACAACGUGAAUACUCGGAGGCAGAGAGCGCCAUGAGGGGCGGGACUAGCCAGCUCAGAAAUAACCGAUCUGAAAAAUGACAACUGCGUUUAGCUGUAGUUUGUUUAACUGUGGUCAAAGAUGGCGUCUGGCGACGACGCAACCAUCUUCCUCUAGAAGAAAGGCUUUUAGCGCUUCUUGUUGUGGUUUUUAAGACAUUUCCAAGUCAUUUAGAAAGAGGAAAGAGCGGCAGCGAACUCAGCUUCAGAUGCCAUCUUCUUUGGGAAAGUGUGGCAUACGCUGCUCAGUGCUGAUUGGCUCGGUUAGAAUUCUCAGGGGGAGGGGCUGUUUGAAUGGUAGCAUUACCAGGCCCUUUGCUUCCCAUAAGGGAGCAUUGGCAUGGCUGGCCAGGCUACUUCUCAAGACCCUCAUCUGUCGUUUCACGAGCCACAGUGAGGCCCAGAAACCCCCUUUGGGACCUAAAAGAGACCCACAACAUUCAUGAAUCAAGUUUUUGAUCUCCGUGAUCCUGUUGCUCCAGGAGACCAGUGGUUCCUGAGUGAAGACAUGGAUGUUACCCUGCCCUGCUUUUGCUGUGCAAAAAUGGAUCAACUCAACAUGGAAAUGGAGAGCAAAUAAAACAUUCAGCAAACCAGAGAGCAGGAUUGUCCAUCAAGAGCUGUUGUGGGCAAAGGGCCGUUCACAUGGAAGGAUUUUUAAGUUGUCAGACGAUUUUCAAAACAAGAGACCAUUUGUGGUAAUAACAAAUAACAGAUUUACCAGUUUUGGUGCUACAGCGUGUGGUGUCCAGCCACAUGGCCAACACUACACACGAACUAAUCUCCCGGGAUCAAACAGACAUGUGGAGGAGGACCACUAUCAUAGCCUCACUCUCUGAUUGACCCCAUGAUGCAUUCAACAGUCAGAAAGUUGCAGCAGUAGGUCAGGAGGUGGAGCGGGUUGUCCAGCAAUCAGAAAGUUGCAGGUUCAAUCCCAGCUCUGACCAGAGAAUGCUGUCGUUGUGUCCUUGGGUAAGACACUUAACCGGCUAACCCUGCUGGUGGUGGUCGGAGGGACCGGUGGCGCCAGUUCUCGGCAGCCUCGCCUCUGUCAGUGCGCCCCAGGGCAGCUGUGGCUACAUCGCAGCUCAUCCCCACCAGUGUGUGAAUGUGUGAAUGACUGAUUGUGUUGUAAAGCGCCUUGGGGGGUUCCAGGACUCUAGAAGGCGCUAUAUCAAAUACAGGCCAUUUACCAUCUUUAGCAUAACUGCAGUGAUCAGACGUGACCUUUAGGUUGCCGGAGGAGGAUUAGAUCAGAAGAACUGAGCUUAAAGGUUCCCUUACGCUCUGAUAUUUUGUGUAAUAUUUAUCAUUCGAGUGAAGGUUCCUGCCUCUAAAGCCCGCUGCAGGAAAAUCAUGCAGAUUUUUCGCCAGCCCUGUGCCUUCCUGUAAGGGUUGUGUAGGGUUAGGGUCAGAUCUAUCAGGUAAUCCUACUUUUUGUGUUGUGUGUGUACUCUGGUCGGCUCGGAUGGACGUCGGGACGUAAAUCCGAGCUUUCAAACAUGUUGGAUUGUCCUGGUACGAUUUUCGGGGACAAAGGAACGUGUUGAAUGUGACGUGCAGCCAAUUAGCAAGCGAGGUGACCGAAGCAUGCAGCUCAUUCCUCUUCCACCAUGUUUGUUUACUUCAAAGUCACGUUUUGUCUCGUGAGAUUUCCCAUCUGAGCAGAGAGUGAAAACGAUUUGUGUGUAGUUUAGUAUUUGCAGAGUUGCUGCACACCUCACACUGUCGGAUCCGAUCUGUGAGUGCUCUCUCGUGCUUUGAAUAUCGGCCUCCGUGUGACCCGGGCCUUACAAGAGAACGUAUUCGUGUGACUUGAAAGAUAACGGCUCACUCACCAGAUCUGAGAACUUUGUAAACACUGGUUUAGGUUUAAAGUCUAACGAGUAAUGCUUUAGGGUCAUAAUUUACACACUUGGGAGUCUUUCAGUUCGUAAAUCACUGUAAUAAAUAAUAACCUGAGUGGGCUUCAUCCAGCUUGAAGCUUUAUUAGUUAAAGGUUAUGAUUAUAAUAGUGGAUGGUGAUAAAAAACGUCUUUAAACUGUGUUUCACUCAGAUUCAUCAUCUAGGCGUUUGACCUGAUUGUUCAGAUUUAAUAUAAUUUAAAUGUGUUGCACACUAAUGUGGUUGUUUUUGUAAACUCAGGCAUAUUUUGAACAGUGUCAUUGUGUUACCUUUAAUAAAGGUUGCACGUACUGCCAGUAAUCCAGAUUAAACAUAAGAAAAUUCUCACAACAGCUUCCCAGUAAAAUAAAAAGUCAGAUUUUCUUCACAACUUCUAUAACCUCUGUUUUUAUUUUAAACAUGAUUUGUAUUUAGAAUGAUUUCUUUCUAAGGCCUUUAUUAUAUAUCUUAACAGAUUCUGUGUUUCAGAAUAACCCCAAAAACCUACAACUACUGAAAGCUCUUUAUAGAACAAAGCAUCUUAUAAUGGCUGCGUGGAGGACGUGUAUUUAUAUUUAUCUGAGUGUUUAAAUGAACUACUGUGAAUGAGCACUUCUGUUGUGAUCUGCUUUUAGGAGCUGAGAUGGUUUAUUGUCACAAAAACACUGAAAUAAUCUUUAUUUCUCUCACAUGUUCUUAUUUAAAUUGUGUAUUUAUUUAUACAGUAUUUUUAAUAAAUCACUUUAAAGCC